Molecule: messenger RNA, 2187 nt
Organism: Puccinia triticina
Lineage: Eukaryota; Fungi; Basidiomycota; Pucciniomycetes; Pucciniales; Pucciniaceae
Exons: 4
Coding region: 1-2187 (728 amino acids)
Biological process (GO): maturation of SSU-rRNA from tricistronic rRNA transcript (SSU-rRNA, 5.8S rRNA, LSU-rRNA)
Cellular component (GO): small-subunit processome; nucleolus
Source: RefSeq, a predicted model, not a curated record
AUGGCUCGAGGAAAGCCACAAAGGCCUGGGAAACGACCAAGCCGGUCGAAACCCCAGAACGUCAGACCCGAUGUUGCGAAGUUCGACCCGAGGCAGAGCAGCAUCAAACGAUUGGCCGAUUGGGACCAAGAGGAGGCCCAAGACGAACAGGAUGACUUCUUCGAAGGAUUGGAUAAAGUUUCGCUCCAACAGACAAGUCGGGAUACGAGGUUUGAAAACGACUUGGAGGAUCCAGAACAGCUGUUGGACAUCGAUGACGGUGAAGAAGAUGAUGAACAGUAUGUUGACGACCAAUCAGAGAGUGAAAGCGAGAAAUCGAAGCCGAGGAAACAACGCAAGCCGAAAGUCUCAGUUGACAACUCUCACAAAGGCCGGUUCGCAAAAGGAACCUCAGCCUUGGAGACUCAUUCCGACUCGAUCAAUUCGGAAGAAGGAUCGGACGACGAUGAAGAUCAGCUGCAGCUGGAUCAAAACGAUCUCGAGCUAGAAGGAGACGGAAAAAUGGACGAGAAUGAUGGUUCCUCAGAAGAGGAUGAAUCAACUUGGAAAUCGUAUCACGUAACAAAGUCAAAAUCGAAAAAGAAGAAGACCACCAACGAUCCAGAAGCUGUCGCGCAGGAAGAGGAGCGAAGGGCGUUGGAACUGGAAGAAGUCAAAAGACUACAAGUCAAGGCCAGAUCGAAAUUGACAUCUAGCGAUUUCUCGUCAUAUUUGGACUAUGCGUCCGACGAGGAAAUCCUUGCUACCAAAGCUACCGAGAAACUCAACCAAGAUAGAAUCUCUUCUUCGCAUUCAACUCUAGUGAAAGAGUUUGAUUCAGAACCUGCAGCGGUUGCUUAUCUUCUCAAGACUAAGCCGGAGUGUCUGGCUCUUUUGACCGAUUUUCGACGAUCGUUGGGCGCCUUGUCUGAGCUUCAAGACAAGGUAUCCUCUCCAAGUGAACUGAUCGAUGGAGAUCCGGAUAAGAACGAAUUCAAUCGUGCAAUUGACCUGCUGCAUUAUCAUGUCCUAUCCACAUACGUAUCGACCACGGCAUUCUAUAUGCACCUCUCACUCCACAUUCCACCCCCUGCUCCCGCAUUGCUAGGAUCGGUGACGAAAUCGCUGAUCGACCUACGAAACACAUUAAAUCUGAUGGAGCAAGUGGGCUUGAUUGGAGACGGCUCAGGAGAUGAACUCGGCGGGUCUGGGACGUUUGACGGCGAAUUUCCUGCCUCGGAAUUCGAUCAAGAGCUGCGCGAUCUGCUCUUUGAUCAAUCAGAUCUGGAUGAACACAUCGAGCCGAGCAGCAAGCGUCGUAAGUCGUCAGGCCAAGGUUCCGCGAAAUCUCAGCCCGACGAAGACAAAGGGUCAGCUCAAACUCAAUCCCAGAAAACGAAGAAAAAGAAAAAGAAAGUCUCGAAGAAAGUCUCUCACAUUGAAGUGGAGGAUCCGAACGAGUUAUUGAAGAACCUACCGCCAAGACCCUCGAAGUCAAUCCUCAACUCUUCUGAGCUUAAUGAUAGAAUCGAUGUCGAUUUCCUCGAAUCAACUUCGUUAUCUGAAAAGGAAGCAACCGAGAAAGAGAAGAAGAAGAAAAGCUUACGAUUUUAUACUGCCAAGAUUGACGCCAAAGGCAAGAGGAGAGAAAAAGCCCUCGCGGGUACGGGGAUCGUUAGUGGGGAUAGUGACUUGCCUUACAUUACGAAGGAAUCUCAACGCCGCGAAUUUCUCAAGAAACAAGAUCAUUCCAUGCCAGAUAUUGACGAUGAUGUUGGCCAGUUUGAUGAUAGUCUUGAUGGCUAUCAGCCUGAUGUAUCUUUCGACCAGGAUGGCCAAUCAGAUUACUAUAGCACUAUCAAGGAACUAAAAUUAUCGGCCAAGAAAACAAAGAAAAUGCAACAUGAUGGGAAGAGAAUGGCAGACCGUAAUGCCUUGAUGACCGAAGCAGAAGGCGGCGCAGCAAGCGGGCCGCGCGAGAUCAGUCGACAGAUCCUGAAGAACAAAGGAUUGACACCCAAGCGGGCAAAGGAAAACCGGAAUCCGCGAGUCAAGAAACGCAAAAGAUUCCAGAAGGCUGAGCAGAAGAUAUCUAGCCAACGGCCCACGUUCAAACCCGACCAGGCCGCACAAAGUCGAACCCUUAAUGGCUACCAGGGCGAGAAAUCUGGCGUCAAGGUCGGAGUCGUCAAGAGUCGUAAACUCUAG